AAAAUCCUCCAGGAUUUAUGCACUCAUCGCUGGUCGUCGUAUCACCAAGAGUGUGCGAGAGCUUGAUCAUUGGGGCAAAGUGAACACUAGGACCAAUCGUCUCAAAAUGAACAACGGGUUGAAAAUCGCCAUACUUGUCUCUGCGUUGGGCGCACUUGUGGUCAUCGUCGCGUCCGUGCUUGGCUUCCGUGUGCUGCCCGACGUGAUCAAGAGCAGGAUUGAAGAUGAAAUUGCGUUGAGACCGCUUUCAAGCACGUGGGAUAGUUGGUCCGACAUUGACAGGCCACUUUACAUGAAUGUCUACAUUUUAAAUGUGACCAAUCCCAACACAAUAAAUACUGAUGGGGCUCCCACGUACGCGCAAGUGGGACCUUACGCGUUCAGACAAAGGAGGAGAAAGAUCAACCUGAGUCAGGCCGACGGAGAAAGGUUGGUCACCUACGAGCAAAAGACGUACUACUUUUUCGACCCAGAAGUUUCUGGAAGUAAUCUGCGAGAGACGGACGAAAUCAAUAUUCUCAACCUUCCCUUCUACGGAUUCAUAGGCGCAAUGUACAGAGAGACCAUCGGAAUUCCUGGCUUUGUCGACCACAUCGCCAACAACAUUCUGCCAAACGAGAAACUCACGCGACCCAUAACCGUAGGUCAACUCAUGUUUGAUGGCUUAAAUGCUACGUACCUGAUAGAAGCCAUAAGACCUAACCAAACCAUUCCCCCAGCCGAUCAAAUAAUUUUUGGCCUAUAUCUCGGGACGAACGGGACGAGCGACAAUAUAGCCUACAAAAUUCACACUGGUGUCGGGGACAGCAGCGUGUUUGGAACGAUCGUGACUGUCAAUGGCUCUACGGACCUCGGUUUCUGGAACCCGCUGUCCGAGUGCGACGCGGUGAAGGGGACUGACGGCUCUAUCUUCCCCCCUUUCGUGACCAAGGGAAGAACUGUCGAGAUUUACAGUAGUGACAUUUGCCGCUCGCUUUACCUCCGAUAUGACAAGGAAGAAGAGGUGAAGGGGAUCAAAGGCUACAGGUUCACGGUGCCUAAAGAGGCUUUAGAAGACCCCAGAACCAACAAGGACAACAUGUGCUACUGCUCCCCACAGGACCAGGCUUUAAAUGCGUGUCUGGGCGCGGGAACGAUAGACGUUUCCGCCUGCAAAGGUUCUCCCUUCGUAAUGUCCACGCCGUUCUUUCUUGAUGGGGAUGAAAAGUACUCCGCCAAAACUGGACUAAGGCCAGCGAGAGAUUUGCAUGAAACUGCGCUAGUCAUAGAACCGAAUUCUGGAGCUCUGUUAAAAGCGAAUAAACGAAUUCAGUUGAAUUUUAAUUUUAAACAAUUUCCAAACACGUCGAUCAAUGCAUUCAGAAAUAUUGAAAACAUGAUUUUCCCCAUACUUUGGAUCGACGAGAGCAUGGAAUUUACCGACGACAACGCAGAGGAUCUCAAGGACGAGCUAUUGAAUCCCAAAAAAGCGAUCGAAACGUGGCGAUGGGUGGUCCUCGGUGUGGGCAUAGGUCUGAUUCUGGGAGGAAUGGGCAUCUACGUGUGGAAGGGAUAACUCAAUCUUCCCCUCGUUAUGCUUCGUUACUAGUGAUAUUUACUAUGCGAACUAAUAAUCUAGCUGUGUUUGUUAAUUAUUCAUAAUUAUGAAGCAACGGGAGAUUCGAACACCAUACGUAAUAAAACUCGCUAAUCAAAUUAA
Messenger RNA from Folsomia candida, 1699 nucleotides. Its product is annotated as lysosome membrane protein 2. The record is from RefSeq and is a predicted model, not a curated record. Lineage: Eukaryota; Metazoa; Arthropoda; Collembola; Entomobryomorpha; Isotomidae. The coding region runs from base 107 to 1555 and encodes 482 amino acids. The transcript has 8 exons. Gene Ontology annotation, cellular component: membrane; cytoplasm. Gene Ontology annotation, molecular function: scavenger receptor activity.